This is a messenger RNA of Cherax quadricarinatus, 6818 nucleotides long. The record is from RefSeq and is a predicted model, not a curated record. Lineage: Eukaryota; Metazoa; Arthropoda; Malacostraca; Decapoda; Parastacidae.
AUGACUGCCCAGGUGUAUGAAAUGAAUCUGCAUAUCUUCUCCAAAGUCUUCCAUCUUAUAGGUAUAAGAAUGAAUGCAAGAAUAGCUAAAAUGGCUCUUGAAUUCCACCUCACAUUGCUGAUAUUUUUGGAAUACAAAUGGAUACUCGAUGUUUGGAGAACUGGUUUUAGCACCAAGAUUUUUAUUCAUUACCAAACAGAGAAUCCUGUGCAGAAUGUGAUGCUGACAGCUGAUAAAUUGUGGUUUUGUUUUCUUUCACCAACUGCCACAUCAUUGGUCCAUCUUGUACGUACAUUUUGGACUUACUGCAGACGCAAGACCACGAUGCCCAAGUAUGAUGCACCAUAUCUCAAGCGACCUAUAGUAAAGAAGCCUCCUCAGCAGCAUCUCCAGUCUAUGAUGAGUAAAACAGAGGAAACAUCACUUGAUAUGGGUAGUCGAAUUACUUUUGGCAACAUGCCCAGUUAUAGCCCUGGACGGCCACCACUGAGUCCGACACUAUCUCGCAGCAGGUCGCUCGACUCCUGCCGUGAGCACAAGCUGCAGACGAUGAGACGACCUGGCCCUCCAGCAGGGGGAUCUCAGUCUGAAGAAGAAGCACUUCAAUCAGGGGAGGACGAGGCAGUGUCGUUUAUUGAGCUACCAUCUAACAACCUGAGCAAGAUACCCGAGAAGGGAAUCCUGAAGAAAUCAUAUGGCCUCCUCACGCCAGCAGAGAAGGAGAAGUGGGGUGAGGAGUCCCAGAGCGACAACAACGAUGUCCUCAGUCAGAGUGAUAACAAUGCUGAUCCCGAGUGCCAAGUCUCUGAAGUUGAACGGACACUUAAGAGUCUCAAUGGUUACCAUGAAGAUAUCAUCGAUGCUCUUAAGAGAGCUGCAUCACACCGCUCUGGAGCAACCUCAAUGUCUUCUGAUGAGUUACACACUGCUCAUCAUGACACCUAUCCACGCUUUCCACCGGGCGCUGCAGCUAUUGGUGGGCCUGGAGAGUUCACGAGACUGAAAGCCUCACAUGAAAAACUAGCUGAUUCUGGAGGAGAAGAAGAGCAAGUGCCGCCAUGUGGCCCAAUAAGAAUUCGCAACCUGGAGGAUUUGAUACGGCAGCUUGAGCAUCAUCCGUCACGCCACAUGUCGCCUUCAGGGUCUGAGGAGAUCCGGAUGAGUGAGACGGAAGCUGAUCGGCACUACCGCCUCGACUCCUCAUCCUGCACAGAGUCACAAGGGUAUGUGAGGCCGUGGCGCAGAGGGCAGGAGUUUGGGCACGGGGACUUCGGUGGUCCUCUGGUGGGGCCAUCAGGCUCCCCUGGGACCCCCGGAGACAAAUUGGCAGAGCUGUUGCAGUUGGCUUCCCCAGAAGACCACGAGAGGAUCCUACGUGCUGCGGCCAUGCUGUCCCCAGAGAGUCCCACAAGGUCCCCAGGCACCCACAGAGGUAGAGCAGACAAUGGUGGAAUGGGUUUCGUAUACGGUCGAUAUAGACAGCCUCCGAGCAGCGGUGGGACCGGGUCAGCGAGUGGACGUGGCUCAGACAGACUAGGUAGUGGUGGGCAUGAGUUCUCAGAUGGUGCUGACAGUCAUGCCUUCACAGAGGAGGAUGACCUUGAAAGACCAGAUGCUGGGGAAACAGCAGAUUCUGAAAGUGAUGAGUACUCGGCGAGACCAUCUAGUGCCCUCCUGCGCUCUGCCAGUGAAGAAGCACUGCCUGUCACACGGUACGAGGCAGCGAGGUUUGAGGCAGCUUCACCCCAGGAUCCACGCCUCUAUUCACCGCCAUCUGAUGCUGCUUCCUACCAUGAUGACCAGGACUUCCCGCCCACAGAGCAACAGAUCGAAGAACCACUAGAGGCUGCUGAUCCAGACCAUGCCCUCCUGCCCCAGAGGAGGUAUCCUGAGUACAAGCACUGACACUGGCCCCACUAGGAAACUGGGAGGGCCAGGUUUCUUUAGAACAAACGCCAUCAUUAGUUGUUGAUGCAGAACUAAUUGUUCUUGACAGCCAGUGCAUCUUCCUCCAAGUAAAAGUAGCAAUUUAUGGUAGACAUAGGACUCUAUAAUUGCUACAGUUAUCUUUGCAGAGUCAACUUGUGGCUGCAGACACUUAUACUUUAGGCAGCUAAGUACAGGCUGGGUAUUUUCAUUACUGGUAUGUCAACCAGCUUUUGCCACAAGUUCAUCAAUUUUAGAUCCUUUGUGGAACAUGUUACAUGCUGCAAUAGUAGUGACAGAUGGGUUGCAAUGAUAGUGAAAGCCACUCCUCUUGUGUUAGUGAGAAAUGGACUGCCAUUCUAGUGAAUUGUAGACAGCUAUGCUAGUGAAAUAAGGCCUCAUGGGGAGUGGCACCCUAGGCCCAGACUUUGCUCUCUACCCCGAGAAGUGUUCAUCAACCAGUUCUUAUCAAGUCUCAGUGCCCUGACUCGUCUCACAAGGGAUAUGCCACUGUCAACAAUCAUAUAAUUUUUACAGUGUACAGUAUUAAUUUUUAGAGUAAAAGUCAUCUACGGAAAAGGUUUAAUAGGGCCCAGGAUACGAAUGUUCUCACUCACUGUGUGUCUCAAAUAUGCUUCUGGUGAGAUUGAAAAUAUAGGAUUUUAGUUUGCUAAUGCAAACUUAGCCGUCCAGCGCACGAGUGAUACUCCACUUCUUCACCAUCAAGAUGUCAGUUCUGUUGCUCAAACCGAUCGAAGAAUCUCAACCCUGUAAUACAGUACCUUGAGAUGUCAGUUCGGAUAUGACCCCAAUAUUUCUGUUUAUGUGUGUAAUGUAAAUGUAGUUGACAAGCCAGUGACAUAACUUAAUCUGUCAGUCUCUUAAGCUUAGAAUUUUGCAUUUCUUGUAUAAGAAAAUCUCUGCUUAUGAAGACUGAGAGGUUAACCAGUUCCUUGACUGUCAGUACCUUGUCAACAUUCUCUCCCAGAAUCAUCACUGGAAUUAGAUGUUUAUACGUACAGUUGUGUAUCUCACACACUGCCCAUUUAAAUCUUUUUCACAAUGUAGGUGGCCAAUGAUGCUCACCCAGUACCUUGUAAAUAAUUUUCUAGACAGGGUGUCAGUACUUACCCUUUGCUGCAGUGCAAAAGUUCAAUGCAAGCAUGAGGGUUGAGGCUUAUCUGCCAGCUACUUUGAUUAAACUAGCAGCUGGUAAAUGACCCAUCAGCUGUAGUGGCUGGUUGGCUCUCAAUGAUUCUUCAGAGCAGGAUCUUUAUGAUCUUAAACUUUUCACUCAGUAUAAGACUUCUAUCAUCCUGAAAAACUUGUGCAUAAAGCAGGCAUAUUUUCAGAGAUAGAAGAUUGACACUACUCGCAUAUUCUUAUUUACCUUCAGCUACUUUGAAGGGCGAAAUCAUAACUUUCAACAUUUUGAGUCUCAUUGCUCUAAAUGUUGCAGGACUGUGAAAGCAUGAUCACCUUAUUUUAAAAUUCUUGCUCUUGAUACUUGAAACAGUGCUUUUGAACAUUACACAUUUUCAGGAAUUUUAACGUCUCAGUACCUACAAAACACUAUAUCAACUAAUCAGAUUUUCUAACUAUAUAAUUUACCAUAAACCAAAAAGUUAUAGAGCAAGGACAGAAGUUGCUAUGACAGACAAAAGGUUUACAUACUGUAUAUUAAUAUUUAGUCAAAAUGUAGCCCAAUGAGAUUGGUUCAGCUACUGAGGAUCUCUGUUAUGCCAGCCCUCUGUCCUGAUUAUAAUCAAAACAAGCACUACAGAUUGCAUUAAAAUCUUGUUUAUCUUUGAGUCAGGAACAAGUUUCCAGCAGCUGAUACUUCAAAUGAUGCUCAAGUAUGUAACAUAUAUUAUUCAUGAAGUGAAAAGUCAUGUAAUAUCAGUCAUUGCCUUCUGGGAAGGUAAAGUGCAGACUGAAAUGAACAAAGUGAAAGAACUUAACUUUCUUGAAGAAUUGCCUUCUAAGAAGGUAAGGGAGUGAAGAUUACACCUUAUAAAAAGGGAAAUGUAAAGGACCCCUACUCAUGUCUUUACAAUGACUUCUGUGUCUGUGCUUGAACAGUAAUGCCCAUUGGGGAUCAGUACUUGAAAUGGCAUAUUAUCUAGUCUGAAUCAAAGACCUUCUGUCCUACUGCCAAUCAUUCACCCUCAUUAGUCAUGUGAUUAGUAUCAUCAAAGGUAGAAGGUGUUGGCUGUAAGCUUUUAUUGCUCAGUAUGGGGCAAUGAUAAUGGAAGAGUGCUGCCACAAGAUUAUAUGUUAUAGUGAAAUUCCUUCACAGAAUUAAUGAGGUGCAGUAAGAGUUAUGGACUCAUAAUAUCAAAUAACCACACAAUUUUAAAUCAUGUUGCAUCCUUGUCAUACAAAAAAAGAGCUUGUUUUAUUUUGUAAUCAUAACUGUCAAGCCUCAUUAAUUCAUAUUGCUAAUAACACUGGUGGUAAUUGUUAGCAGAAGCUUCUGUGAAAACAAAAUAAGAAGAAACACACAGAAAUAAAUAAAAGAUUACAUAUACACUGUAUACUAAGUCUAAAUCGAAAAUGCUUAAAGAAAGUGCAAAAUAUUUGUCCUUCAAACUGAAUUAAUGAGGCUUGACUCCAUGAAUAGUCAUGACCUCUCUCAUAUGACACUGAAGGAGGGACAGCAGAAGGACAGAUAUACAGACAAUAAUUUAAUUUAUAUUUGAAUAUUUUGCUAUUUAUUCUAGUGUGUAACUUAAAGGUAGGCUAGAAUGACAAAUGCAGUCACAGAAAUAUAAUGAAAAACUUACUCAAAGAAUCAUAAUUCUUAUACUGUAUGUGUAUUAUAUUUUUAAAAGUAAAAAUUAACUAAAAAGUCACAUGUGCUCCAGAAUUUCCAAAACCUGUUAGAUGAUUUGUAUGAGUGCCAUGGCAUUAAAACAAAUUUUUCACCAAAGCAGGAUGACUCAAAGAAGAAAACACUUUCACCAUCACUUUCUCCCUAGCUGUGCCUUUCCCAAAGGGAAUAAACAUCAUUGUUAGAUGGUGACCCACUGAACCAAAACAUCUCUAGCUGACUCUCAAAGUAUAGGCAUUACAUUUCCCAACUUCAAAACUCUAAUCUGGCUAAGACUCCAACAGCAUGUCAAAUCCCAAAGAUCACCUGUCUCCACUCUGAUCUAACACGCUAAUACAUGCUUGCUGUAUGCUCAAAAGACUAUCCCUCAAUACCUCCUUCAUACCCUCUCUAACCCUUCUGUAGAUAUUCUGCACACUAACUUCCAUCCACUCAGGAUUUAUACAUCAUUUUAAUCAGUCUCUCUUGCUCCGCCCUUUCUAUUAUUAUUAUAAUCAAAAAGAAGCGCUAACCUCCACUCUCUCUAAAUGACUACAUUAUCUUAGUGACCUCUUCCCUCCUCUGAAUUAUACGUUUCAUACUGUCUACUAAUUUUUUCACUUUAUAUUCUUUCAGAUCAGUGAAAGGUGUAAAUAUUAUGUAAUCACAUCUCAACUGCAUCCAGCCUCCUCAUUUCAGUACUAAAAAUCUUACAAAAGGGAAUGUACUCUGGUACAUUCCCUUUUCCGCCUCCAUUAAUAAAUUUUCUGUUAGACACCUCAACACUUCACCUACCUUUUUUUUGUCAUUCUGUGAUUUACCUCAUCUUUCAUAUACUUGUCUGCUGGCACAUCCAUUCCCAAAUAUAUAAAUAAAUUUGUUUUCUCCAUACUACCACCUUCUUCCAGUCAAAUAUUCAAUCUUUAAUUGCAUAGGCUCUUCUGCCUCAACACCUUGAUCUUAUUCUUUUUUACAUCCUUCCAUAUUCUUCCACCACACUUUACAACUUCUCUUCUGAAUCUCGAAAAGUACUGUGUCAUCAGUAAAUAAAUGUGACAGUCCCCAGUUUAUGUAAUAUUCGUUAUCUUUUAAUCCUAUACUUCUCCCCAACCCUUAGCAUUCACUUCUUUUGCACACUAUAAAUAUAUUAAAUACACUACUCAUCACAAAAUCAUGUCUAAGGCCUACUCUUACUGGAAAAAUAUUUCCCUUCUUUCUUAUGUAUCUUAACCUGAGCUUCACUUUCCUUCUAAAAAUUUGACAACUUUUAAUAACCUGCCACCUAUUCCAUAAAUUUUCAACACCUGCUAUAUUGCCCAUCCCCUAUCCAACAUACAUGUUUUUUUUUUUUCCAAAUCCACAACUGCAACAAAUAGAUCUUCACUCUUUAUCUAAAUUUUACUCAUGUACAUAAUGCAAAUUCUUGAUUCACUUAUUCCUUCCAAUCCUAAAUCAUCCUUGUUCCUCAGUAAUCCUACUUGUCUUUUCCCAAUAAUUCUUUCAAUAAUAAUUCUAGUGUUCACUUGACCUACAAUAGUCAACAGGCAUCUUCCACUAUAAUUCUUACACAUUCUCUUGUCUCACUGCCACCAGCAAAGGAACCAUAGUUGCUUUCUGCCAAUACUUAAUAACCUCCUCUUCCUCAAUACAUAUAUUAUAAAAUAAUUACAAAAUAGUAUAUUUGCAGAUGCUUUCAUCAUUUGUCUUAAUUCUGUCUAUUCUUGCUGGUUUACCCUUUUUGAUUACUCACUGUCUCAUCCACUUUCUUAAAACUCAAUUUUGGAUCUUCCCUUCUUCAAAUAGAGCCUAUUGCUUCAUAUCCCAUUCAUGAAAUCACUGCCUCAUUUUCAUCAAUAACAUUUAACAACUCUGAAUAUCCUCUUCAUCUUUCCAUUACCUUCAACUCUGUACCUAACUUCUCAUGCCUUUCAUAACUGACUACUAAGCUCAUUUUCCCAAGUAUGUACAUACAUAUGUAUAUACAUGCAUGCAUGCAUACAUACAUACAUAUACAUACAUACAUACAUACACAUACAUACAUACAUACAUACAUACAUACAUACAUACAUACAUACAUACA